This is a messenger RNA of Culicoides brevitarsis, 2072 nucleotides long. RefSeq names its product very long chain fatty acid elongase 6 (gene Baldspot). Gene Ontology annotation, cellular component: endoplasmic reticulum membrane. The record is from RefSeq and is a predicted model, not a curated record. The transcript has 3 exons. Gene Ontology annotation, biological process: fatty acid elongation, polyunsaturated fatty acid; sphingolipid biosynthetic process; fatty acid elongation, monounsaturated fatty acid. NCBI's taxonomy places the organism in Eukaryota, Metazoa, Arthropoda, Insecta, Diptera, Ceratopogonidae. The coding region runs from base 230 to 1102 and encodes 290 amino acids. Gene Ontology annotation, molecular function: fatty acid elongase activity.
GUCGUCGUGAAAGGACCACAAUUCCACUUUGUCGAGCAACUGAGCCGGAAAAAAUCCUCUCAAAGACCACAAAAAAAGUUAAUAAAUUAAUUUGUGCCCGCAUCGCAUCGCUUGGUACUUCGGUCCACUACCAACAACCAAUUACCUGACUCUUCGUUUAGAAAUUAAGAAAACCUCUCUCGCCGUUUCUCGUGACAGCAAGAACAGCAAAAAAAAAGGAGCCGCAAAGAUGAAUCAAAUUGAAAUCACCCCGAAUUACACAUAUAUUUUCGAUUUUGAAAGUGACUUUAUUCACCAGGAAACGCGAAAAUGGAUGGUGCGAAACUGGACCUAUGUCUUCUACUACUGCGGCAUUUACAUGCUCGUAAUUUUCGGAGGACAGAACUUCAUGCAAAACAGACCGAGAUUUGAAUUGCGCGGCACUUUGGCGUUAUGGAACACGAUGCUUGCCAUGUUCUCCAUCAUGGGGGUUUGCAGGACAGCUCCCGAAUUGUUGCACGUUCUCCGACAUCACGGACUUUUCCACUCCGUUUGCGUUCCUAGUUUCAUCGAACAAGACCGUGUCAGUGGUUUCUGGACAUGGCUCUUUGUUCUCUCCAAGCUGCCGGAAUUGGGCGACACCGUGUUCAUUGUGCUGCGCAAACAACCGCUCAUCUUCUUGCACUGGUACCAUCACAUCACCGUCCUCAUCUACGCCUGGUUCUCGUACACGGAAUACACCGCCUCCGCCCGAUGGUUCAUCGUGAUGAAUUACUUCGUGCACAGCAUCAUGUACUCGUACUACGCCCUCAAGGCGCUCCGUUUCAAUCCGCCACGCAGCAUCAGCAUGAUUAUCACGGGCCUGCAAUUGACACAAAUGAUCAUCGGAUGUGCCAUCAACGUUUGGGCACACAGCUACUUAAAGACCGCCGGCCAUUCCGCAUGCAACAUCAGCGACUUGAACGUCAAAUUGUCGAUUGCCAUGUAUUUCAGUUACUUUGUGCUCUUUGCGCGCUUCUUCUACAAGGCUUACUUGUCGAACGACGCCAAAUUCGGCAAGAAAAAGAAAAUUUCCGCGCAAUCUGCAUCACAAUCGUCCUCGGACAAACUCAAGGCUCAAUAAAUUCGACAAUUUUUGGACACGAACUUCUUCUACCGCUUCUUCUAUGCAUUAUUUAUUGAACUGUCAACCACUUUUUUUCUACACAAACACAAAAAAUCAGACGGAAGUUCAUGCAAAUAGAGUUAGAAGCUCUCUAAAUCUUCUUAAGUAUAAUUUUUAUACCAUUCCUUCGAUCGUACUCAACCGUACUACUUGAAACUUUCUUUAUUAAGUUAUAUUAUAUAAAAAAUAAUUAUAUAGACAAAUAAAUAAUAAACAAAGAAGAAAAUAAAUAAACAAACACUGCUCUUUAUAGGAACACAAAAAAAAAGUUUUUUAUAGAAAAAUUAAGAAAAUUGUUUCGGAGUGAAAAUUAAUAUGAAAAAAUUACAAAAAACGUCUUAGGUCGUCUUAGACGAAUAAAAAACAAUUAAAAAGUAGGUUUCCUAACAAAAAAAAAAAACAUAAAAAUCAACAAAUUGUAAAAAAAUAGCAUUUAAUCCACCAAGAAAAUAUUGAAUCCUGAGUUGAAAUUUAGCUUUAGAUGUUUGUUAACCGUCUAUAAGUAGAUAAAAAAUUAUAACAAAUUCAACAACAACCGAAGCUGAGCUCAUUUCAUAAUGCGCCUUGUCACUGUUUUAGUCCAUUAAGGUAUAAAUUGAUGAUGAAAAGUGAUAGACAGCAAAAAAAGUAUAUUUUUAUGAUUAAAAAAAUUGUAAAUUAUAACAAAAAAAAAGUAAUUAAUUAAUUAUUGUGAAAUAGAGUUCCAACACUGGUGAUUGAUAUUAUUACAUAAAAAAAGUACCAACAAAAAUUAAAUAAAUAAACGAAAUAAACAUUACCUAAUAAAAUAAAUAAAAUAAAAUAAAAUCAAUUUAAUCAAGAAAAUAGGUACAAGGGUAAAGAACAAGCCAAAUAUCGCGUUAUUUAGGAUUACAUAAAAAAUACAUUACAUUUCUUAAAAUAAAGUGAAUAAAUAAAUAAAUAAAAA